Molecule: messenger RNA, 1657 nt
Organism: Episyrphus balteatus (marmalade hoverfly)
Lineage: Eukaryota; Metazoa; Arthropoda; Insecta; Diptera; Syrphidae
Product: venom acid phosphatase Acph-1-like
Exons: 7
Coding region: 149-1417 (422 amino acids)
Biological process (GO): dephosphorylation
Molecular function (GO): phosphatase activity
Source: RefSeq, a predicted model, not a curated record
AUAUAUUCAUAGAAACCGGUGUUAGAUGAUUAUUUUUUGAUAUUAAACAAAUACGUAUAAAACAAAACAACGAAUCAGAACAUACCGCACGAAUGAAUGAGAGAGCCGCCCCAGACUGAAGCUUAUAAAUAUAAAUAUUGAAUUUGACAUGCCACUAUCGCACAACACAAAAAAGCAUCGACUCGCAAUGACGGGUGGUAUGCUAGCAAUUAGUCUUUUUGUCCUUUGUUUAUUCGCCUUCGGCACCACUGUUUAUUCUAGUUCGUUACGUGGCGCAGCCGAGGAGAGUCUGCAUAACGCCUCUGUUAAAAGUGGCAAUUCCUCUUCCUCCUCCUCGGAGUCAACAUUAGAGCUGUUGCAUGUGAUUUUUAGACACGGUCCAAGAACACCAGCAGAUACAUAUCCAAAUGAUCCUCAUGUAGAUGAAAAAUUCUUCCCCUUCGGUUGGGGUCAACUUACUAAUAAUGGAAAACGAGAGCUCUUCAACGUUGGCUCGUGGCUGAAAAAACGAUACAACAAUUAUUUGGGACCUUUCUAUGUUCCCGACUAUGUUCAUGCCCAAACAACAGGGGUCACAAGAACUAUGAUGUCAAUGCAAUUAGUUUUGGCCAGCUUGUUUCCACCAAAGAACACACCAAUGGAAUGGAAUUCCAAGUACAAUUGGCAGCCUAUUCCUUAUACGUCGCAACCUUUAGAAGAAGAUAAUCUUCUAUUGGUUCGUACCCCAUGCCCACGUUACUAUGAAGCCCUUAAGGAGGUAUUCCAACUUCCUGAAGUCAAGGCCCAAAUCGAACCCUAUGAGAAUCUUUUCAAAGAGCUCACAGAACUAACGGGCAUGAAUGUAACUACUCCUGAAGAUGUGCAAUCGAUUUACACAACUCUCUUGGCAGAGUCAGAAUUUGGUCUCACCCUUCCUGACUGGACAAAGAAAUAUUACCCAGAAGAAAUGCAAUAUCUUGCAGAGCAAAGUUAUAUCUAUUCCGUUUACACACCAGAAAUGCAAAAAAUUAAAGCAGGUCCAUUUUUGAAAAAGAUGUUCCGUGAAAUGAAACAAAAACAAGCUUCAGAACUUAGUCCAAAAGAUCGCAAGCUAUUCAUUUACACAGGACACGAUACGUCCUUGGUGAAUAUUUUAUCAGCUCUUGGUGUGUGGGAAAGGCAAUUGCCAAGAUAUUCCAUUAUGGCACUUUUUGAGUUGCAUAAAAAUAAAAAGACUGGUGAAUAUCAUGUUGAGAUAUUCAUGAGAAAUAAUCCAAAAGCAGAUGCUAAACCAUUAACAAUACCUGGCUGUGAUAGAAAAUGUCCAUUGGACAAAUUAAUUGAAUUAACUAAGAACGUAGUUCCUACGGAAGAAUCUCUUAGUUUGUGUAGUGCGAAGGAUUCGUCGUUUACCGAACCACCACCAAGUGGUCCAUAGAUAAAUUGAUUAGAUAUUAUAUUUUUUCUAUGUUUUUUUUUUUUUGUGAAGUUUGUUAUAAUUUAUUAUUUUUGUGUAUCAUUUUUUUUUCUUUUUUUGUUUAAUUUUUUGUGUAAUUAAGAGAGAAAAAGAUUUUGCUUUGUAGUAUAUUUCAACUAACAAUUAUUGCUGUAUUAGAAGAUUUUUGUUUUUUAUUUUUAAUAAAAGCAACGUUGUUGUCAAUAGUCGAUUUAAAUUGUA